AUGAACAAUAAAAAGAAGACAAAUACUUCCACUGCUCCUAAAAAAGGUGGUUUUACUGGGAGGUGGAGGACAACAAGAACGAUGAUGAAAGCGGAGAUGGAUGAUGAUUUGGAGUCUCGGAGACAUCAUCAUCCUCAAAGACGACGGAAGAACAUUUCAGCAUCGUUUUCGACGAGAGCGACGAGAAGAAGCGCCUCUUUGUCCGCCUCUUCCUCCUCCGAAGACGAGAAUACGAAUACGAAUUAUAACAACAGUAGCAGCAGCAGCAGCGAGAAUAAUACUCGCAACACUAAUAACAACGAGAAUAAUAAUACUACGAAUACUAAUGAUGAAUUCAUCUUGUACGGCUCGCAAGGCUCGCGAUCGCCGCUCAUCAACUGGUACCUGUACGAAAAGGAAGUCCAAUUCGAAUUGAAAGAACCGAGAGACGUGUCGAACCCACACCCGUUCGGACAAGUCCCGGCGUUGAGACACAAAGAAAACGUGGAGCUCUUUGAAUCCGGGGCGAUUCUUUUAUACUUGGCGGAUAAGUGCGGGGAGUUGAAAAGCGACGAGGCGAAAGCGAACGCGUAUUCGUGGGUGUUGUGGGCGAACGCGUCGUUAGAUCCCAUCUGUUUCAAAGAAGACAUCAACGGCCGCGUCAUCGAUACCGGGAUUAAAAACGAAACCAAAGGAAUGCGACGAUUGGACGAUGUUUUGAGCAAACGCGAGUGGUUAUCCGGGGAUCAAUUCGGCGUCGCCGACGUCGCGGUUGCCGCGUAUUUACUCUACGUGCCGCAGUUUUUUCAAGGCGUUUCCUUUAAACGGUGGCCAAACGUCGCCAAGUUUAUGGGGAGAUGCUGUAGCCGAGACUCGUACGCGAAAGCGUUCGGACCGAGAGUGCAGAGUUAUUUAAUCGGGGAGUUGAUGAAAGACUCGCGCAACAUCUACUCGUUUACCGCACGCGUGUCCUCACUUUUUCUCUCUCGUUUUGCUCCAAUUUAUUAUAACGGAGAGAGAGAGAAAGAAGAAACGCAAAACUCUCAUUACAACCACACAAUCACCAUCAUCAUCAUCUCCGCUUUUACGACUACUACUGCGAUCACCACCCGCGCGACGAGUUGGUCUUCCUCCUCCCGCACUUCUUCCUCUUCUCGUUCGUCCGCGUUGUUUGCGAUUCAACAAAGACAAAACUCGGGAGUGUCGUCGUGUGUUUCCCCCACAACCACCUGUAGGUGGUUUCCUCCUCGACGACGAACCGGUUUUGAAGAACGCACGCAUCAUCAUCACUAUCAUCGUCGAGGAAAAGCGACGACGAGGGGGAGCGUUUUAAUACUGAACGCGUUCGAGAAGCAAAACGAGAACAAAGACGAGGAGGAAAAGGAGAAGUCGUUUUUCGAAGAAGACUUUGAAAGGUUGCGCCAAACUCUGGACAACGAGAAGAAAAUGAUGAUGAACAACACGUCCUCCUCCUUCGACGAAAAAGGGAGGAGAGUAGAAGAGACGAACAACACCAACGAGAAGAACAAUUUCGCGACGACGACUUCUUCAAAAGCCGCCGCUGAAACCAUCGACGGGAGAGGGAAGACGAUUCAGACGCAGACGACGACGACGAGGAAGGCCCCGUUCAAAAAUCCACUUCUGGAUGAUGAAAUCGGCCUCCCGCCUCGAUCGGAUUCGCCCGCGAUCGAUAUAUCGUUCGCGCACGGUUUUGAUUCGCACCAUCAUCACUUGACGUCGGUGCAAGAAGUGUACACGAACGCGGCUAUUUUAGACGCCGCGCACCAAUCGAUGAACUUUCUCGACUCGAAAGAUUUCGUGGACACGGAGAUUCGAACGAGCGCGAGUUUGACGAUUUCGAAUUUUUUAAACAUUGGGAAUAAUCGAUUAGGGGAAGGUGGGAUGAUUGGGAGCGGGAGAGGCGAGGAGAGCACGUCGGUAGGCGCGGCGGCGGGGGCGUCUGGGAGAGACCAGAUUAUGGAGAGAGAGAGCGAGACGAACGAGGAGGUGAUGAAGCAAUUUUUCGAGGGGCAUUUUUAUAGCGGGCCGAGCGGAUUGAACGAUAUGGGUGUGAACGUUGGUAACGGUAACGGAGGUAGUGGCGAGGAAGGGACGGUGGCGAACGCGUUGGUGCAUUUGUUGCACGAUUGGACGGAAGUGCCGUCGGUGAUUGCAAAUUUGUUGCAUCCGGAAAUAUUAGCCGAAAACGGAGGAGGAGGGACGGUGAAGUUAUCCACGAGCAUGGGAAGAUUGAAUAGCAUUCAAGAAGACGAAGAAGAAGCGGCGAUGAUGGGAAAAAGUUCGAGCGCGAAGAAAGGCGGUGGCGGCUUAGGGGAAGUCGACGACGACGAGGCAUAUAAGCAUCACGCCAAGGCGAUCCAGCUCGCCAGACACUGUAACAACACGUGGCCUUUAUUGGCGCGAAGCGUAGCGCCGUCGGCGAACCAGCGACAGGCGACGCCGUUAGAAUACGCGACGGGAUCAAACACGCCAAGAGGACCGAUUCCAAAUUCGCCGUUAGCGUCGCCGAAAAAGUCUAGAACUAUGGCGGCCAAUCAACAAGUCCAAACUGCGUUUAGUGGAGGUGGUUCUUCUUCCUCGACGAACGACAGAGUGAGCGCUCUGACCGGGUCGUUAAAAUCGAAGCUUCAAAUCAACCCCGCGUUUCCUCAGAAGCAACCGCCGCACAUGCCGCCACAACAACAGAAAUCCUCUUUAAUUCCUUUGCCACACGUAGCUAUCGUCCCUGGCGAACGCUUUCGCGAAACGUAUUAUUGGGACACGUAUUGGGUUGCGCUCGGAUUACUCGAGAGCGACAUGUACUCGACCGCGACGGGCGUCAUUCGAAACCUACUCUCUAUGGUAGAACGGUUCGGGUACGUCCCGAACGGAAGUCGCGUGUAUUAUUUGAAUCGCUCGCAACCGCCUGUAUUAGCCACCGCGGUUCGCGCGGUAUACGAAUCGACGCGAGAUAUCGAUUUGUUGAAAUACGCGGUCCAGCUGUUACAACGCGAGCACAAAUACAUGACGAGGCCGGAAAAGUGCAUAAACGUUGUCUCGCAACAGACUGGAAAUUUACACACGUUAUCGCGAUACUGGGCGUAUACCGAGAAACCUCGACCGGAAUCGUAUCGCGAAGAUUUAGACACCGCGAAGGAGUUUUGUAACAAGUUUUGCGAUUCCAAAGAUUCCAAGGAGAAAACCGAUCGAUUGCGCGCCGAUUUGUUUCGCGACAUUGCCUCCGCCGCAGAGUCCGGUCACGAUUUCUCCUCUCGAUGGUUCGAAGAUCGACAGUCAAUUCGUACAAUCCGAACGACCAAAAUCGUUCCCGCGGAUUUGAACGGAUUCAUGUACAAAAUGGAACGGGACAUCGCUUGGUUGGCGAGACAGUUGGAACAAAACGUCGAAUCGGUCGAAGAGGUUGAGUACGCUCAAGAACUCGCAACGCAAUUCGAAAUCAUGGCGGAAACUCGAAGAAAUGCAAUAUACGAGGUCAUUUGGGACGAUUCAGAAAAGCGUUGGCGCGAUCUUAUCUUGAGACGAUCGAAAUUUGAUACCUACAACAUCGACGGCACGACCACGGAUCCUUCUUUACACAAGAACAACCGCUUCGACGAUCCAGACGCGGUGUACGAAUACUCCUUCGCGGCAGGCCCGUACGCUUCGGAUUGGGUCCCUCUGUGGUGCGGCGUUUUCGAGAAGAAUUCCAAAGAAGCUCUGGACGCGUGCGAAAGUUUACGUCAAUCCCCGAUCGUGGACGUCGCCGGCAUCGCGUGCUCCACGGUCAAAUCUGGAGAACAGUGGGACUUCCCAAACGUCUGGGCGCCGCUCACGCACAUGCUCGUCGAAGGCGUCUCCGAAUACGGCGGCGAACAAAACGAAGUCUACGCCAAUUUCGCGAAAAAUGAAGCGCACAAGUAUUGUAAAUCCGUCUCUAAAGGCUUGCGUCUCACUCACGCGAUGCACGAAAAAUACGACUGCCGAUUUUUCGGCGCCAUCGGCCGCGGCGGCGAGUACGCGCCGCAAACCGGUUUCGGUUGGACGAACGGCGUCGCGCUCGCAUUUUUAGCGAAAUACGGCGGUUGGAACGAAGAAGAAGAGGACGAGGAAACCGAAGCGCCGAGAAUGGGUUUAUGCGAAACCCAAACGUGCGAGGACUUCUUCUCGGAUUCCUCCGGCGGCGACGACGCCUACUCGUCCUCGGAAGAGGACGAACAGUACAGGUACUCGGAUUGA
Molecule: messenger RNA, 4215 nt
Organism: Bathycoccus prasinos
Lineage: Eukaryota; Viridiplantae; Chlorophyta; Mamiellophyceae; Mamiellales; Bathycoccaceae
Product: putative trehalase 1(B)
Exons: 2
Coding region: 1-4215 (1404 amino acids)
Biological process (GO): trehalose catabolic process
Molecular function (GO): alpha,alpha-trehalase activity
Source: RefSeq, a predicted model, not a curated record